Molecule: messenger RNA, 3389 nt
Organism: Oncorhynchus gorbuscha (pink salmon)
Lineage: Eukaryota; Metazoa; Chordata; Actinopteri; Salmoniformes; Salmonidae
Product: voltage-dependent calcium channel gamma-4 subunit-like
Exons: 6
Coding region: 394-1695 (433 amino acids)
Biological process (GO): postsynaptic neurotransmitter receptor diffusion trapping; positive regulation of synaptic transmission, glutamatergic; neurotransmitter receptor transport, postsynaptic endosome to lysosome
Cellular component (GO): postsynaptic density membrane; AMPA glutamate receptor complex
Molecular function (GO): channel regulator activity; voltage-gated calcium channel activity
Source: RefSeq, a predicted model, not a curated record
CCCACCACAUCCCUCGACGUCGUUUCGUUUCAUUCUAUUCUUGCAAAGUCUACGGCUCUUUCUUACGUCUCUUGCCCAUGCCUCGCAUGCGGAGUCCGUCCACCACUGCAGAAGUUCAACAAUUACAGGAGCAACACUGAGAUGCCUGCCAGUGCCAUGACCACCCACUGAGAAGAGGGACGGAACCGUGAGUUGCGGAUCCACGCUCACAUACAGACGAACCAGAGUGUGAAAGAGGAAGAACACGGAAGCAGAGAGAGAGAGAGACACACACACAGGGGAACGAGAGAGAAGAGAGGAAACGAGAGCGGGAGAGCGGUCGAUGGAUGGCGCUUGGACAGAGGGGACACUGAAGGCGCACUCUUCACUGACGAGGAACAGCAAGCUGCAGACAUGGAGGCAAAAGGCAGAGGCAUGCCCCAAGUCAUGGUGUGGUGGGAGAAGGGGAUCCAGGUUGUCCUCACCACUUUGGGGGCGUUUGCAGCCUUUUCCCUGAUGGCGGUGGCCAUUGGGACGGACUACUGGCUGUACGCACGGGCCUUCAUCUGCAACAGCACGGCCAACUCCUCCCAGGACGACCCCAACAACAAGGACAAGAAAGACCCUGGAGCCCUCACACACUCUGGCCUCUGGAGGAUCUGCUGUCUGGAGGGGCUGAAGAGAGGAGUGUGUUCUCAGAUCAAUCAUUUCCCGGACGAUGCAGACUAUGAUCAGGAUGCAGCAGAGUAUCUCCUACGUGUGGUCCGAGCCUCCAGUAUCUUCCCCAUCCUGAGUGCUAUACUCCUCCUGAUGGGAGCGAUGUGUGUUGCAUCCAGCAGCUUCUACAAGAGCAAGAGGAACAUCAUCCUAGGAGGAGGCAUCCUGUUUGUGGCUGCUGGCCUGAGCAACAUCAUCGGUGUGAUCGUGUACAUCUCUGCGGCACUGAGCGACAUCUCGCCCAAGAAGGAUGAGGACAAGAAGUGGCAUUACUCGUACGGCUGGUCCUUCUACUUUGGAGGCCUCUCCUUCAUCCUGGCUGAGAUGGUGGGUGUCCUGGCUGUCAACAUCUACAUCGAGAAGAACAAGGAGCUGCGCUGCCGCUCUCGCACCGAACUCUUGAAGAGCACUACGCACGCCAUGCUCCGCCUGCCUAGCUACCGCUUUCGCCGGCGCUCCCACUCCAGCUCGCACUCUUCCGACCCGCCACGCUCCCCCUGCGACACCUCACCCACAGGCGCCAAGAGUUUUGCAUUACCGCCGUCUGCCCCGCCUUUCUCCGUUGCCACCCUGCCAAACCCGCACCAUGCUGGUGGAGGAUUAGGGGGCGAUAUCUCCAUGUAUACCCUGACCCGGGACUCCAAGAUGGGGAGUCUUGGUGGCGGGGGACCCCCCCUCUACGGCACCGUGGACCGGGCCUCCCUCUACCAGCUGCACAACUACUUCCCCAAAGAGGAAGUGGGGGUGAUGAUGAGCGGCACGCUGCCUUCUCUCUCCAAGUCCAACCUCUCUGCGGCGGGCCAGAAUUCCGCCGUCGGAGCCACUGCCAUUGCGCCCCUGAAUACCUUGUCGUCCUCCGGUCCUAACCCCCAGCAGCCACCUCUGCCCACUGGCACCAUGGAGAGAGAGAGGGGCAUGGGCACCCUGGACCGCCUGGGGGGCAAACGGAACAGGGACACCGACUCGGACACGCUGAACAGGAGAACCACGCCAGUGUGAGCCUCGGAGAUAGGAGCAAGAGCCACGGAGGUGGAGGGCAAAAUGGCGGUAACGCUUUACAGUAAAUCCCUGUCGCACAACCUACCUUUCGCUGCCAUAACAAUGACUUAACAAGUAACGCUUUCCAGUUCACUACUGGUAAAGCCUACUGUUCGCUGCCAUACAUAACAAUGACUUUGCGGAUUUUAUAAGCAGUCACGACAACUAGUGUAAAUUCAUGACAACUGCCUUAACACGGUCAUGACGGCUCAUACGGUGGCCUAAGUUCUGUAGUUAGCUUGCAUAGGUAGCUUGCACAUACUUGCUGUAUGCGACAUACUAGUAUUUGACUACCUAAUGUAUUCGUGUUUAUGACUGCUUAUGACACUGAUAUUUCGAGGACUGUAUGACAGGGCUUCUGUAAAGUGUUACCAAAUAGGUCUGUAGGAAUAUGUAAGAUAACUGAAAGAGAAUAGUUGGCCAUUCCUUGCCCUAUCACUCCAUCUCAGUCUGUUUUUGACUACUAUGAAUACAUCUAUUCCACUGACUAGAAUAUCAAAUGUAUUAUUAACAAUAUUAUUGAGUAUAUAUUCAUUUUGAAAUGCACAAUAUGUCUAUAGUGGUAAACUUUGGGUUGUCUUAUCAUUCCGAGUGCUUGAUUAUCAUAGCCAGGUUACAAGAGUGUAAAGAUUGUAACUUCUUGAAUAUUAUCACAUUGCUGUUGUUUCUAUUCUCGUAAUCGUAAAUGCAGGGUAAAUUUGUACAUUUGAACUAUGAUUUUUUAUUCUUGUAUUUCUUUAAAGUUGAAAAUGUUCCUUGAUUUCUAGCUCCAUCACACUUAAUCUGAUGGUGUCAGGCGAGAAGCAUGUGCGCAAAUAUGAGUGUAAUAUUGUAUUUAUAUUUCAUUUUAAAUAUAUAUUUAUUUUAUUAUUAUUAUUUAUAAUAAUAGUCACUUAUUAUUAUUGUUAUACUUAUUGUUAUUAUUUUUAAGGCAAUUUUUUUGUUUGUUAAUACAGAUAUAACCAACAUAGCCUAAUCUGUGUUUUUUUAUUGUUUAUGACAAGUGUAUUAGAUUAUAGACUUUAUAUGAACCUAUUUAUUUUAGCGAUGGUAUAUAUUCUUAAUGUUAUUCGUUAAAGCAGCGAUUCUCGACUGAUGGGUCGCGACCCAAAUUUGGGGUCGAAUGGGUCACAGUCUGAACUUAAACGACUAAAACCAGGUAGUAAGUGAUUAAACAAUUGAAUUUCUGAAAUAUUUUUCUUCAAUAUUAUUUUUCUUCAAGCAUUGUAUUUUCAAAAUAGAGCUAGCAGGGCUAUUUAGCGGAUUUAGUUGAUUUUGUGGUCUCAAACCAGUGAGCUUAUCAACACUCUUCAUCAAGAAUAUGGGCAAAUUUGACUUAUUUCUUUAGCAUCAAAAAUACAUUCCAGAUUACAUUUUAUAUAUAUUAUGCGAAUAUUGGGUUGCGACUGGGACAACCUGGUUUAAUCCGGGUCCUGAGGCAAAACCAGUUAAGCUGCUUUAAAGAGCCUACUUUGGGGUUUAGCGGGCUGUGAUCCUGUGAUCCUGUAAGUGAAGAAGACAACAAUCUCUUCAUGGUACAUGAUAUUUCUACUCUACUGCACAUGAGUCAAACUAAGGACAUUUGUGAUGUUUAAGCAAUACAAAAUUCUGAGCCUCAAAAAGAACUACAAAAAAUACAUUCAAUAAACUUAUAU